UUUGAGAAGUUUUUGAAUUUUUCUUGUUUUAGUUUUUGAAAUUACGUCACUUAUCUAGUUCAAUUGCAUAAAAUAAUAACAUGAUUUAAUACUAGAAGGUACAAAUUUCAUUUAUUGCUUAUAAUAACUUAAUGGAUUCGUAAGAAAAACGAGGAAAAAUGGAAAUUCAAACAAUUGUAACUGAACAGUACAACCAGCAGAAUAUGAUGUGGUCAGCCUUUCUUGGAGGGGGUGCAGCAGGAUUGUUUGUUGAUGUUGUACUUUUUCCAUUAGAUACUUUAAAAACCAGGUUGCAAGCUGAGCAGGGAUUUAAGAGCGCUGGAGGCUUUAGGGGCAUUUAUAAGGGAUUGGGCCCUCAGUUAGUAGGAAGUGCUCCACAAGCUGCUUUAUUUUUUCUUACUUAUGAGUCGAUAAAGGAGUAUUGUGAGCCUCGGGUUCCUAAACAUGCCAUGCCUUUGGUUUACAUGUUUGGAGCAUCCGUAGCUGAAGUGAUGGCUUGUCUAGUCAGAGUUCCCAUGGAAGUGGUGAAACAAAGAAAGCAAACCUCAGCUGGGUACAAAUCCUCUUGGAAAAUACUAAUGUCAGCUUAUAAAUAUGAAGGCUUCUUCAAAGGAGUUUAUAGGGGUUUCGGUUCAACAAUAAUGAGAGAAAUACCAUUUUCUGUGAUUCAGUUUCCUACACUUGAAUUUUGUAAAUCUAUGUACAGGACAAAACUGAAGAACAAUAUACAUCUAGACUCUUGGGAGGUGGCCAUAUGUGGUUCUUUAGCAGGGGGACUUUCUGCUGCUAUAACUACCCCACUGGAUGUAGUAAAAACGCGAAUAAUGUUAGCCGACCGAAAAACUGCCAAAUCGCUUACUUUCUUAAAGGUUUUCAAACGGAUUUUUAAAAGAGAAGGCAUCAGAGGGUUGUUUUCGGGGGUUGUUCCACGUACGUUAUGGAUUUUCCUUGGAGGGUACAUCUUUUUCGGUUCCUACGAUUUCGCUAAGAAUACCGUAUACGAAAUUCUCGAAGAAAGGAGACCACCAAUCAGAUAACAUUGGAAAAACAUUAUUAGAUAGUGGGGUAACAAGAGAUUCUUUCCAGCAAUUUGGGAAAUGACCAUGUUCAAGACAACUAUUGACAAUAUGAGUUAUAUGUAAUAUUAUCACAUGCAAACACAGUUUCACCAUCUGAAGUGUUAUGCCAUCAAUACCU
This is a messenger RNA of Anthonomus grandis grandis, 1197 nucleotides long. Its product is annotated as S-adenosylmethionine mitochondrial carrier protein homolog. The record is from RefSeq and is a predicted model, not a curated record. Gene Ontology annotation, biological process: transmembrane transport. NCBI's taxonomy places the organism in Eukaryota, Metazoa, Arthropoda, Insecta, Coleoptera, Curculionidae. Gene Ontology annotation, molecular function: S-adenosyl-L-methionine transmembrane transporter activity. The transcript has 8 exons. The coding region runs from base 159 to 1037 and encodes 292 amino acids. Gene Ontology annotation, cellular component: mitochondrial inner membrane.